This is a messenger RNA of Phlebotomus papatasi, 1638 nucleotides long. Its product is annotated as zinc finger protein 729-like. The transcript is spliced from 5 exons. Gene Ontology annotation, biological process: regulation of transcription by RNA polymerase II. The coding region runs from base 86 to 1567 and encodes 493 amino acids. Gene Ontology annotation, molecular function: RNA polymerase II transcription regulatory region sequence-specific DNA binding; zinc ion binding; DNA-binding transcription factor activity, RNA polymerase II-specific. The record is from RefSeq and is a predicted model, not a curated record. Gene Ontology annotation, cellular component: nucleus. Lineage: Eukaryota; Metazoa; Arthropoda; Insecta; Diptera; Psychodidae.
ACUAUUCAAAUUCCACAAACAAUUCAGUGUCAAAUAUUUUGCUGAUUUUCACUUUAUUUCGAAAACUUGUAAUAUAAACUUUAAAAUGUUAGAAAAUUGGCGAUAUUGGUGUCGAUUUUGUGCAAAAAUUGAUUCCUCAGAUAAUACUUUGAUAAAUGAAACAAAUUCUUUGAAAAAUCAAGUGGAAAUUGUUGGUAAUUUCUUUGGAAUUGCGAACUUAUCUUUUGGUGGAUCUUCAUAUUCUAUUUGCACAAUUUGUAAUGAUUUCCUGAGAAAUUUGGAAAAAUUUAAGGAUCAGUGUCUGAAUGCUAAUGAAAUGUUCAAAGAACUUAUGAAUCAGGAUAAUAUUUCAGACUUAGAACUACGAUCUAUUCGGAUUAAGUACGGCAUUGACGGGAAAGAUAGCAUACUUCCAUCUAAAGUUCAGAGUAAGAAAGUUUUGAUUCCGGAAGAAGAUACUGAUCCACUUCGAUUGGAACUUACGAAGAAUGAUUCGGAAAAUGUAGAAUGUUCAUCAAUAAGAAAGAAACGCGGAAGACCAAAGAAAUCAUUUCAAGAACUGAAUCUCACAAAAAACGAAACUUUGAACGUAAAAUUAGAAAACUUUAAUAAAGAAUCCAAAGAUGAGAAGUCAACAUUCGUUCAAAGGGACGAAAACGAGUUUCCUGGCCACAAUUUAGAGUCCUCAGUAGCCCUUUCUGAAAAUGUGCUAGUUGUUAAAGGAAAUAAGAAAACAAACACCAACAGAGAAAAGUUCAAUGUUUGUGCAAUAUGCUCAAAAACAUACAGUCAAAAGCGUUGGUUGGAAAUUCAUACUCAGAAAAAGCACAAUAAGCAGGAAAAUACUUGCAAAAUUACUAAAAAGUUUGUUUGUUCAAAAUGCCCUAAACAUUUUGUAAAUAGGACAAGAUUGAAGUUCCAUGAAAUCACUCAUUUGCCCAGAAGUGAAAGAUGCAUUAUUCCAUGUCCACAUUGCGACAAGAAGCUCUGUACAAAAGUUAGUCUGUACAAUCACAUAAGAAACAUUCAUACCCAAGAGAGGCCGUAUAUCUGUGAGGAAUGUGGCAAACCUUGUGUUACUAAGUCAUCACUAAAAGAGCAUAAGAUCAGUCACAGUGAAGAACGCACUUUUCAAUGUACGAUCUGUUCGAAAAAGUUCAAAAAUCAACCCCAACUCAAGAGGCACGAAGAAAGGCAUAAAGAUUGUACUUAUAAAUGCUCUAAUUGUGAUGUAAAAUGCAGCACAAUGGCUAAUCUUAGACUUCAUAUGGUCAUUCAUUCUGAUUUUCAUAAAUACAAAUGCAACUACUGUGGAAAAAAGUUCAAACGCCUCAAAAGUCUUAAAGAUCAUCUUAUUCUGCAUGCUGGUUUGCGACCGUAUGAAUGCCAAUUUUGUGAUAGAACUUUUGCAAAUGCAUCAAAUUGUUUGAAACACAAGAAAAUGUCACAUCCAGCAGAGCUAGCAGCUUUUAAAGCUUCUGGUGCCCCAACGAAGACCGCUGUUGUUCCACGAAUCGACAGCCUACAACCGAAUACUUUUCUUUCAGAAUUCAAGGAUCGGGAUUAAUACUCUCUACAGAAGCAGGCUGUCUUUGAUGUCCUUGCUAUUGAAGAUAUAGUUGCCAACUUCUUUGAGAG